This is a messenger RNA of Ruditapes philippinarum (Manila clam), 2026 nucleotides long. Its product is annotated as IgGFc-binding protein-like. Bases 136 to 1614 code for a protein of 492 amino acids. Lineage: Eukaryota; Metazoa; Mollusca; Bivalvia; Venerida; Veneridae. The record is from RefSeq and is a predicted model, not a curated record. The transcript has 5 exons.
AGUAGUUAUAUUUUCCCAUCAAAGUUUUUUUUAACAUUUCAUAAAGUUUGUGUUAAGAGACGAAAGAACACGGAACUCAAUUUAAUGUAUUAACUAUUUAAAUGGCCACACUGCAUUAAUAUUCCUGUUGUAACAAUGAAAGUGUUGGAACUAAUUGUGUGUUUUGUAGGUAUUGUCGGAUCAGUUUCCGCCAUAACGACAACCCCUCCUGACAACAAAGGUACUGAGUUUGUUUUGAUGUUCAUGGAAAACCAGCAUUUAGGUCAACAAGAUUUUCCAUUAGAACUUUAUUGCGUCACGCAAGAGAAAAAAUCUGUCAAUGUGCAUGUUACUUCACCAAAGUCUUCUUUUCCACAAGUUAACCAGUCAUUUACGAUAACAGACGGACAAGUUCAUAAAACAUUAGUUGACAGCGCGUUCCGAAUGACCGGAAGUUCAAUAUCCUCAAAAGCCAUCCGUAUUCAAGCCGAUGGGGAGAUAGCAUGUUACGGGGCGAACAAAGAGACACUGUCAAAUGACGUAUAUCUUGGCUUACCAGUUGACACACUCGGAACUGAUUAUUACGCGAUGACAUAUAGUCCGGCGAGCAUUAAAUCUGAACUUGGAAUAGCAUGCACAGAUGAUUUCACAACUGUGAAAAUAACUUUACCAGCCGGAAAUGGAAAUGUAGACGUUACAUUUGAGGGAAAAACAUAUCACUCUGGAGAUGUUAUCAACGUACAGUUACAUAAAUAUGAUACACUUCAGUUGCAGAUCACUGGUGACCUGACAGGUACUCAUAUAGAAACUAACAAACCUGUCGCAGCCUUCAGUGGAAACUUAAGAACCAAUAUUGGUAAGGGGCCAUUCGCGGACCAUCUUGUUGAACAACUUCUUCCAUCAGAUAGAUGGGGGAAAAAGUUUGUUACUGCUCCCAUUCCACGUCGAACAGUUGGUGAUGUGUUUAAAGUAGUCGCACGUGAAGAUAACACAGUUAUCAAUGUCACAGGAAAAUUAUUAUUUCACUUGAAUAAAGGAGGUUUAGUAACAUUUGAACUACCUUCGGACCACUACAAUUAUAUUGUCUCGUCUAAACCAGUGAUGAUGGCACAGUUUGUAAAAAGUCAGCAGCUAGCUACGGAGUCUGCGGAUCCUUCAAUGAUGAUUAUAACGCCAUGUGAACAGUUUGGAUCAGACUACACAUUUUCUUCACCUGAAUAUUCCCAUCCUGAAUACGGCCCAACAUUUAGGUACAAGAACGAACUCAUGAUUGUUCUAAAGAAAUCAGAUAUUUUAGGACUUCUGUUGAACGGUAAAAUGUUUCCUCAAACAACGUGGACUGAUAUACCAUAUUCAAAUAUGGUCGGCUCGUACAUCACUCUGUCACACGGUGCGCAUAAAGUUCAUCAUUUGAACCCGUUAGCAACAUUUGCAGGAUACCUAUAUGGUCACGCCUAUCACGAGUCAUAUGGAUUCCCGGUCGGCAUGAGAACGGCUGUGAUAUAUUCAAAUUGCACCCCUACAGUAAGUGUCCCUGGAGAUGGUAUCGACAACGAUUGUGAUAACACGAUAGAUGAAGAAAUUUGCCCAGACAACAUUGGUGAACUUUUUCCCUUAUCUUUUAAAAUAGAGUGAAUAAAAUAAUCCCUAAAGAAAGUCCAAAACGACAAAAUUGUAAAUGUUGCAGGUUCGGUUUGAUUGAGCCUGUUCAUGGACGGUAAUGCAAAGUGCAAGUUACUGUCAACGCCCCUUAACACCGACUUAAGCAAAAUUCAACAUUUUACAUGAACUGGUAAAAUUUGGAAUUUUGAAACGUGUUCAUAGGGCGGUUAUCAUGGAAUAUUCAAUGUGACACGUUAGUGUCAUUCCAUGAAAAGCGGCGUAUGGUCCCCAAAUAAAAGAACGCGUGUCAAUGGGCGGAACUAAAUAAAAUGUAAUUUUAAAAAGGGAUCAGAGGAAACAAAGCCUGCAUGAACUAAAAAAGCACUAGCACAACCAAAUGCCACGGAUCGAAAAUAUUACAUUCCUGAUUGAAUGUAUAUACAUG